Molecule: messenger RNA, 1578 nt
Organism: Panicum hallii
Lineage: Eukaryota; Viridiplantae; Streptophyta; Magnoliopsida; Poales; Poaceae
Product: UDP-glycosyltransferase 1-like
Exons: 1
Coding region: 1-1473 (490 amino acids)
Molecular function (GO): UDP-glycosyltransferase activity
Source: RefSeq, a predicted model, not a curated record
AUGGAGGGCGCCCGGAACGCGACGACUGCCACCGCGGCGAGGCCUCUGAAGAGGCAGGUCGUGCUGUACCCGACGCCGGGGAUGGGCCACCUGUUCGCCAUGGUGGAGCUCGGCAGGGCGCUCGCGGCGGGGGGGCUCGCCGUCACCGUGGUCGUCGUCGACCCGCCCUACGACACGGGCGCCCCGGGGCCGUUCCUCGCGGGCGUCUCCGCGGCCAACCCGUCCAUCUCCUUCCACCGCGUCCCCAAGGCCGACGACCUCCCGCCCUUGGCGUCCAAGCACUACGAGGCGCUCAUCGUCGAGGCCGUCCGCGCCGCCAACCCUCACCUCCGGGCGCUCCUCGCCUCGGCCGCGUGGCCCACCCGGCCGGCCGCCCUCGUCGUCGACAUGUUCUCGGGCGCCGCGCUCGACGUCGCCGGGGAGCUCGGCGUGCCUGCCUACUUCUUCUUCACCUCCGGUGCCGCGUGCCUCGCCUUCUUCCUGCACCUCCCGGUCCUGCACGCGCGGACCGCCGCGAGCUUCCGGGACAUGGGGGACGAGCUCGUGCGCGUGCCGGGCGUCCCGCCGUUCCCGGCGACGCACGCCAUCCACGCCACCAUGGACCGCGGCGACGCGGCAUACGGCGCCUUUAUGGACGCCGCCGCCGCGCUCCGCCGGUGCCGGGGCGUCAUCGUCAACACCUUCCGGUCCCUCGAGCCGCGCGCCGUGGACGCCGUCGCCGCGGGCCGCUGCGCGCCGCCCGGCCAGCCGACGCCGCCGGUCCACUGCGUCGGGCCGCUGAUCAAGUCGCUGGAGUUCGCCGAGGGCGGUGCUGGCGCAGAGUGCCUGCCGUGGCUGGACCAGCAGCCCAACGGCAGCGUGGUGUUCCUCUGCUUCGGCAGCAUCGGCCGGUUCAGCGCGGAGCAGACGAGGGAGCUCGCCGCCGGGCUCGAGGCCAGCGGGCAGCGGUUCCUGUGGGUGGUCCGGGCGCCGCCCGGCGACGGCGACGGCGACCCGGCGAAGAAGUUCCGGAAGCAGCCGGAGCCGGACCUGGGCGCGCUGCUCCCGAACGGCUUCCUCCGCCGGACCAGGAACCGGGGCCUCGUCGUCAGGUCGUGGGCGCCGCAGCGCGACGUGCUGGCGCACGGGUCCGUGGUCGGGUUCGUGACGCACUGCGGGUGGAACUCGGUGCUGGAGGCGGUGACGGCCGGCGUGCCGAUGCUGGGCCUGCCGCUGCACGCGGAGCAGCGGAUGAACCUGCUGCUCCUGGAGAAGGAGCUGCGGCUGGCCGUGGCGUUGGAGGGGUACGACGGCGGCGUCGUGGCGGCGGAGGAGGUGGCGACCAAGGUGCGGUGGCUGAUGGACUCCGACGGCGGCACGGCGCUCCGGGAGCGCACGCUCGCGGCCAUGGCGCAGGCCAGAGAGGCGCUGCGCCAGGGCGGCGAGUCGCAGGCCGCACUGGCGGGACUGGUAGACUUGUGGAGGAGCUCCUGAGUCCUGAGAGUCCAGUGGCUAGCUGGUCUGGUCACGAGGUACGGAAUCUCUUGGAUCGUGUUAUAUUAUCGGAGCUGAUUAACACGAGAGAUAAAAGUUAUAUUA